UAGCAUUAACUUGGCAAGAAUUCACAAGCCGCCUGCAAAACACAAUCCUGGCGCUAGACUACAUCCGUCGAUUAGGUUGAGAACCCCUUGCUGAUGUUUCCAAUCCCGAAGGCGAUGUCCAGUGCGCCGUGUUGCGCGACGAGGAAGGGGGCUGCGUUUCGCAGUCGUCGUGGUGGUCGUUUCUGCGCCGCUCGUGUGCACCCGGUGACUCGACGAUCGCGGCGUUACACGCACGUUCAUCUAGGACGCGCGAGUGUUGCAGCCUGCAUAAAACGGAGCGGAAUUGUCCCGUGUGCGUCCGCGUGUGUGCGCGAUAUCCGUCUCGGAUCGUGGACUACGUGCGGUAUCCUUGACUAACGUCUUCGACGUCGUCGUCGACGUGCGUGCAUUCGUGCGCGCGCCCGCGCGCGCUCUCGGCAUUGACGGAGCGAGACGUUUGGUGCGCGUGAUAGAAAGAGAAAGAUAGUGGGAAAAACGGAAGGGCCGAAGAAGAGGGGACGGAGAGGCGAGAGAGAAAGAGACGGAGUGGCCAGUGCUUUAGCGCGCGAUGUGUUUUUGUCCGUGAUACGUGAAAAGUUGCGUGGUGCGAAAGCAGAAGGGACGCGAGAGAAGGGCAGAAAGAUCUAAGAACGACAUAAAGAGAGAGCGGAAGAAAAAGAGAGGAAGAGAGACAGCGAAGCGGCGGCGGCGCCGCUUCUUCUCGCUUGUCCGCUCUUGAGAGAGGGCGGAGGAGAGAGUACCUCCGUCUCUCUCUCUGUCUCUCCGAGUGUGUGUUUGUGCUUCUCCCGACCCCCCUCCCCGCGCUCGCGCGCGAGUGGCAGGUAGAGGCGCGCGCGAAGGUACCCGUGCGAGCGAGGGCGCGCACAACGACGAGGUAGAGGAAGACGAAAGUGGCUAGGAAGCGGGAAGCGUCGGCGUCGAGACGCCCGGCGGCCCGACUACCUGCUGGCGGCGCCGGUCCGAUUGAACGCGCGCGAUUUUCGUCACGUUACGUCGCCGUUGUUGACGCUCGCAUUGGGCACCGGUGAUCGGCGGGCUGUUCGCGUAGGGGGAAAUGGGAUGCGCGGCGAGCCGUCGGGCCGCUUAGCGUAGUAGUGUGUAUCGCCUUGCCUGACGGCGGUGGCGACGGCGGUGGUAGCGGUGGCGGUGGCGACGGGGCCCAACGGCGAGAAGCGGUCGGAAAAAUGGCGUCCGAUAACGAAGCCUCUUGCGCGAGUGACCCAAAUUUCGCGGUGAUCUGCUCGUUUCUCGGCUGCUUCGGCAAGUCCUGCGGCAUCAUCUACCCGGACAUCGCGCGACUCCAGGAAAUGCUCGAGAACACGCAGGAAGCGUCACAAGAAUUAAUAGACCUGCACAUCAAGUUGCUGCGCAAAACGCGCAAAACUGUGUCACCAGAAAAGUGGGAGCGGGCGCUAGUCAAGUUUUGCCACACGUAUUCCAAUCAGGAUGGAUGGGAACUUGAGCGUUUUGGUUACAAAAAAGCCCGUAUUGCUGUUAAACUGCGUUUACUUAAAGUGCUAUUGGAAACACAGUUUGAUCAAAAUCAAAAGUUUAAGAAUGAAGUGAACAAAUUGGGAGCUGAUGAAUUACGUGUGGAACCGUUAGGAAGGGACAAGAGUGGCUUAGCGUAUUGGUGUCAGCUGGACGAGGAAUGCAACAUAAGAGUCUAUAGGGAAGAUUUAGACGAGGAGAAUUGGGAGUUAGUAGCUCAGUAAGUUUCGGGUGUUGUUAGUCUCAUAAACACUUUGUCGAACGGCGAAGUCGGGGCUAUACCAAUUAACGAGGAUAGCAACAGUCUUGAAAUCUCCGAGAAACCUAUAAUAGACACCGGUCAAGUGACGACGUCUCCGAGUCUGGAGGACGAGAUUGUGCAAGAGAACGGCGUUCAUACGGACGAGAUGAACGACAAGCCCUUACCGAACGGUAAGAGCGACGAGUUCGAAGAGGAGCACGAUCAGGAUCAGGAUGAUAUAAAUGAAAUUGAAAACGACGAGGAGGAAGAUAUCGACGGGGAAGAGGAAGAUGUGACGAACGACGAAAGCUCGAAGCAGAUUACGGAGGAAGACGAUUCUCAAGAAAUGGUGCGAACUCCGAGUGCAGAAUCAAGGUGUACGAACGCUUCGUCCUCAUUACAACCGGCUAAUCUGGCGCCGGAAACGCCAAAUGUAAAAGUGAGCGUGAUGCCGGAAGAUAUGAGUCAGAAAGAGGCUAUCGAUGAGACGAAGAAUAAGCCGGCGAUGACGCAUAAACCGACGACACUCGCGAGUGUCGCGAAAGUCGAGGUUGAGGAAGCGCCACCGUUAAAAUCGAUAGAGACGCCCGUCAUCACGUCGUCUCCAUUGAAACUGGUGAAUAUCACGGAAUUGAAGCACACGACGGAAGAGAAGUUGACGAGCCCGACGACACCCGUCGUCGCGCCGUUAAACACGGUGAAGAAGCACGGUGCUCCCGAUGAGAGCACGGUGGAUUCCGUCUUGAAACCGCUCGAUAAAUUACCCGGCAAAAGCAGUCUGCCGUUUGCGCCCGCCGAUUCCAUUUCCAUGGGACAUAGCAAGCUAUCCGUGAAACCGAUAGAUCAAUUGGCUGCGAAUCUCGUGAGGAUACAGUCGGAAAAGCUGGAGAAGCCAAGCGGAACAAAGUCACUGGAGAAGAUCGCAGAAUCCCUGGCGAGGUCCGGCGGUAUGCUGAUGAACGGAGAGGACGGAUUGCCGCAGGACUUCUGCGCGAGGAAUCAGUCGGAAAAAUCGGCGGGGCUCAGGCAGGGCCACAGAGGCAUGGAUCUGUCGACAUCGCCGCGUGGCUGGGAGAGCGCGAACGAGCAGAACAGACCGGUGGAUUUCUCCGGAAUCGAUCUUUCUAGUCGAAAAUCAGGGAAGACGGUGGACUUGCCUUCCCCGGGCUACAGGGCGCAGGAGUUCCAGCACAGAGAGAUGGAUCUGAGCACGAAGAAGCUGAAUAAGCCGGAAGUGCCGAAUAUACCGUACGAUGCGCGGAGCGUGAUGAUGCGCAAUCACGCGAUGGUGGCCGAUUUGAGUAAACGACAAAUGCCGUACAGCGCGUACGAGAUGCCGUCGACGCCGUACCACAACGCGGCCAGAUUACCAGCCAAGGACGAGCACCGAUUGCAGAGCUACGCGAUACUUCCCGAUCCCAGCAAAAUUACGGCUCUCAGGAUGAACGCCAAUGCGUCGUUGAAACGACCCUUGGAAAGCGACGACGUACAGCCGGAAGUGCUGAAGAGGAUAAGGGCGGAUGUGAUCCCGAUCAGAGGCUCUAUGGAUAAGAGACCGAUAAUGAGCGGCGGCAAUUGGAGGGACGAAGUAGGCGAAGCCAUCGAGGAGCCGAUGAUGAUGGUUCAAGGCGAGGGAUCCGGCAGCGACUGUGACGCGGUGAAUCCCGUCGUAGGAGAGGCUAUCGAGGAGCCGACGGCUUUUUUUUACGGCGAGGGUUCCGGCGCGGAAUGCGAGACAGGCAAUCCCGGCGACGACGCGUCCACUGACAAUAAAGAAAGCAACGAAUCAAAAACCGAACCUGACUCGGCCACGGCGACGCUGUCGCAGAAUAAGGUUUUAACUGAGGACGAGGUUUCCACGGGCUCGAUAGUGUCGAACAAAACCCCUGUAAAAUUAAAUAGGAACUACCCGCAGUCUAAUGUAAGCGUAAAUGAUAAUUGUCAAAUAAUAGAUUCUAUACAAGAGAAGCCAAAGUUCAAGUCGACAUUAGGCGUUCAGAUAAUACCGAAAAGUACAACUGGCCCCGUGAAGAGGUUGUCCAGGUGGGAUGUGGGAAAACCGGAGGAGAAGACAGAAUGCGACAGCAGCAUCAUAUCAAAGGAAGGAGACAUAUCAUUGAAGCAAAAUACCGACGAACGGAGCGACGAUGCGGAGCGGAGGCUACCAAGCACAGACGCGGAAUCGUCCAAGGCUGAACGCGAGGAUUCCGCCGCUGUCAAUCGAGACGUCAAGGUAGACGAGAAUUCCGUCGAAGGCAGUGUCAAACCUCAAGUGUCUGAUGUAAGUUCGGAGAAUACGAGUACGACGAAGGAGGAAAGAGACUCUGAGCCCCAAGAGUCCGUGCAGUGCGAUUCGUCCAUAUCAUCGUGUCAGGCGGACAUCUCGCAGAAACCUGAAUCGUGUACGGAUUCUGAACCCACGGUGGUAGACUCGGUCAACGUUUCCGAUUCGAAUAACGUAGUUUCACGCGAUAUUUCCGAAACAGUGGAUAACGAAUGUAAGUCGGUUGCAUCGCCGCCGAGAUUUUUUUUUGGCCCCAAUUGUAUCUCGUAUACCUCGAAGUCCGAUGAAUCAGGAUCGCAGAUCGCGGAGCCGAGUCUCGCCGCAUCUGUGCAGGAUAAAACGGAUAUUGUGCAAUACGAAUGCGUGUCUUCGUCGAAACCGUCGGACGACGCGGCUCUUCCGUGCAAGACGGAGGAUUUCGAUAUUGCGCAAACAAACAACAAACUAAAAACAGAUCUGCUUACUUCAGAAUCCGACAGCGUUCUAUGCGAGAAUAACAGCAAGGACGCGGAGAAAACUGAAGGAUCAAGUAACACGUGGGAUCAACAAAUUUCGACUCUCAAUAAUUCAACAGAUCCGAGCGACGCAUCCGAACAGACUGUCGCUAAUUCUUCCGUCGCGCAAGUUCAAGCGGAGACGAGUGAAGAAUUAAGCGUGCAAGAAUCUGUUUGCCGUGAAGAAGUAAAAGAAAACAAAGAAGCGGAAGAAGGUGACUGCACAAAAUUGCAUGAAGAUCCUACGUCAGAAACGAUAACUGAAAAUGAAAGUAUUAACAAUGUAAAUAUAGCCGAGGAAGACUCAUCUAAAAUCAGUUCGGUCGACGAGCCUGGCGUGGUUCAACUGGCGGAACGUGAAAUUGUUGAGUCAUCGCAGUGCGAUCAAUCUAUUGAUUCUGAAAAAUCUAUGAACACAGAGAAUCAAGAAGCUUCUUUCGAAAAGAUGGAAACGACGUCGGAACUGCUGGACGAUAAGGAAGAUAAAGGUGAACAGCCGGCCGAUGAUGGUAAAAUCGAGGAAGACUAUCAGUCGGCCAAUCCGGAUGCCUUCAAGGAAGAUCAGGAGAAAACCGAGUCCGUGACAACGGCGCAUUCAUCUUUAUCGCCACUUACACAAAAUUCGCAGGCGGAGCUAGCCGAUCUCAGGGAAUUCGAGGAUGCCAACAACUCGAGCGAGCCAUUGGAUUCCACGAACGCGGCGGGAUCUGCGAAUUAUCAAGAAACCAGCAGGCCGCACAGCAACGAUCUCGAUUCCGCCGGUGAGAGUUGCGACAAGCAGAGCGACAGGAAUGACAACUUCUCCGAAAUCGACGGUCAGGAGGAUCACUCGACCGACACGGACAACGAGAAGAUGAAGGGUUUGGCUGGUUCCGACGCCGACUCGAUGUGCGUCAACUACGACAAGAAUAGCGAGCGGACCGACGCGCUGUCGGAUGUGGUGAUGCAGGACGAUGGAUCGGGCGACUCCGAAGAGAUCAAGGAAAAGGAGUUGAACGAUGCUCAAAUCAACGACGUUGUGUUCGGUAUCGAUCCCGAAGCGCAUCCCCCCGAGAAUUCCGUGACGACUAGCUCGGAGUCGACUCGGGAGGACGACAAGCACGAUAUAGUUCCUAUUACAAGCAGUUCGGACGAUGCCUGCGCGCAGGAUUCUUCGCCUCGAGAUACUGAACCUGUGCAUAUAGAUAGUGAGAAAGUAGAAGAUGCAUCGUUCGUCACCGAUAAGCCUUCCACGUCCGACGCUUCGCCAGCGGAGCCCGAAGCGAAUAUCGAACCGUCGAAAUCCGAUGUCUACGAGAUCGCGGAGGAGACAAACGCCCCCAGCUUGGUUCAAUCUACCAGCGAGUUCACCGACGAUAUUUCUGAAAAUUUCAGUUCCUGUGUCGAUCAAGAUGAAGAGAUGGUUAUAGACGAUCGUGUAUCUGAAACUAACGAGCCAUCUAAGGAAGCUGAGAAAAUCACAACGAAUGACGAGCAACAAGAGAACACAGCGUCGGAAACGCGAGUAGAAUCCGAAAAGGAAGAUUUAGUUCCUGCGAGCGUUGAACAAGAAUCUUGUCAGGCUGCGACAGAAGCUGAAAUCUCAGAGAAAAAGGAAGAAUCUGAGGAGAGAAUCGACGAAGAAAGCAAAAACGAUAAUAAUCUUCAAGAAACAAUCGAAGACGACAAGACCGAAACUUGUAAGAACGAUGAGCAGGACGCGAUAAUUGCAGAGGAUGUCUGUGAAGCCAGCCAAAGUAAAGAACUUCCCGAGAGCGUAGAAAAAUCAGAGACAGAUACAAUAACUGUUCCCGAAUCGGAGGUGGAUGCGACAAUUGUUCCAGAAUCUGGAAUAGAUACGACGACUGUAAUUUCUCAGCAAUCAGAGACAGAUGCGACGACUGUAACUUCUCAGCAAUCAGAGACAGAUGCGACGACUGUAACUUCUCAGCAAUCAGAGACAGAUGCGACGACUGUAACUUCUCAGCAAUCAGAGACAGAUGCGACGACUGUAACUUCUCAGCAAUCAGAGACAGAUGCGACGACUGUAACUUCUCAGCAAUCAGAGAUAGAUACGACAAUUGUAACCGCUCAGCAAUCAGAGGCAGAUGUCGCAAAUGUAGCGCCAGAAAAAUCACAAGAAGAGGUAACAAAUGGCAAGAAACAAUCGUUAGUUGCGAAUUAUGAAAGCGAUUCCAAUGACAAUGUUAGCGAUGACGUUUUCGAGUCUGAUGUAGCGCAAACAGUUGAUUCUAAGAAUGACGUCAUCGCCUCGGUAGAGCAAGAAACGAAAGAAAAGCCGCACAAAGAAUUAUCUGUGACAGAAGACGACGCCAGCAGCAGAAAUUUAGUCUCCGAUGUGCCUGAGGAACAACCGUCUGCCGAGCAACAGGUAGAGGAACUUCCAGAAACGAAAGUUAACGAAGUAUUGGAUCAAGAUAGCGUGGUCGCAGAGCCAGACGUUAAAAUUAGUACGCAGGAGUGCGUUGACGAGACGCAGAUCAAAUCUGUUUGCAACAACAUUGAAUAUGAUUCUAACGAGAAAUUACCGACGUCUUUAAGCAAGGACGAAGAAUUUCAAGAAGAGACGAAUACUAUUUCUGCUACUGACAAUUCUAAAACGUCGGAAGUGCCGGACGCGACGAAAGUUUUAGCGCCAGUCACAACGGAAGAGCCGAGCAAGAACUUGGAGACGAUCGUUAGCCACAGCGAGAAAAAUAGAGAGCAUUUCAAUAAUUUGAUUGACAAUAUGAAAACCACGCAGGAGAUUCAAAAUGCUAUCGAAGUGACGGAGAAGACGGAUUGUUUAAAAUCUGAGAACAUUCACGAUUUCAGCGUGGACGACGCGAGUAAACUCGCGAAGCCCUCGCUCGACCGAGAAAGUGCCGAAUUUAACGCUGUGGACAGUCAAGUGACCGAUGUAUUUCACGUGAAGGAGCAGCAUGUGAAAAGUAUGGACGAGAAACUAAACGUCAGUAAUUUGGACACCGAGAGCAUCGCGAGAUUGAAAAAUGUAAAUGUACACAUUAGCGAAGAACUGCCUAUUCCGUGCAAACGAUUCAAAGAAGACCUCGCCGAUUACGAUAACAAGGACAAUAAAUGGGAUGUGAAAUUGAAAGAAGAAUGCUUAAGCGCCAAACCAUUCGCGGAAGAAGGGGCGAUUUUGCCGCCGAUUCAAACGGAAUCGAGCGUUAUGCCGGCGAAGCUGGAUAACGAUUUGGCAGCGGACAAAUUGCAAGCGUGGAAAACGGACGAGAAGGAAGCUGCUUUAGAAGGGAGCGUGUCCUCCACCGCGUUGUAUUUUCCCAAUUCGAUGCCCGUUCCGAAGAUGGAAAAUAACUUGGACAGCUGCAACAAUCAAAAUGAGCCUUUUAGUAUAAACUUGAAUGUAAAUAAAAUUACAGAGAACUUAAGUGAAAAUCCGCCUUCGAGUAUGAGUGACGAGCCGGCGACAUCGCCCGCUCAGGAGAGCAUGUCGGAAAUUGGUGUUGUAAAAUCCGAUGCGAAGAAGGAAGCCAGCAAGAGGCUGAUUGACGCCUUAGACGUAGAAGACGUUCGUCCGCUGAAGAAAUCUCCGUGCUUGGAAACAGACGAUAAAAUUGUAGAAAAUUUAGAAAACGUCGCAGCAGAAGCGCCUAAACUUUUAGAUACGAGUGAGAUUGAGAAAAUGGAGCCAAAAGUCGAAGACGAAGCGAAGCCCCCGGCGAUCUCCACGACGCCGUUGUUUUCCAAUAAUUUUGGCACAGUUAACGAUUCCGCGGCCGCCACACCGACGGAGGAUCCGAAGAAGAUUGAUUUAGAAGCCGCGGACAGGAAAGAAUCUUCGGAAAUCGAGAAUGUCGAGACGAAAUCCACAGCUUCCGACGACUCGAUGGGCGUGGACAAUGAUGAGAGCGUGUUCGACGUACCGCCGGAGGAGGCUGAUCCUUUGGCGUGCACCGACGACGACGCUUUGAAGAACAUCGCCGAAGACGGUUCCGACAAGAUAAGCAUUCGCGUGAAGCCGGUAGCCGAAAUAGUUUACGAGGGCUGGAAACUGGACAGCACUACGGAGACGCCGAAAAUUUCGCGAAAGCGCCGGAGUAGCGCGCAGCCUCGCGCAGAGUCGAAUUCCGAGGACGGGGCUGCGAAGCAAGAGGCGGAGGAGAUGAUGGGUGGCAAGAGGAUGAAAUUGCGCGCAAAACGCAUGCCGACGCAUGCCAAGGAGCUGCGGAAGUCCAUCGAGGAAAGUCGCGAGAUGGCGGUGAGCUCCGAGGACGAGGCCGUGAAGUGCGACGCGGAUAAUGUAGCGGAACACGCGAUUAAAGACGGCAGCGAUGACCCGAAUGCGGCGCAAUCUAUGGCGAUCGACAAGAAGAUCAGAGGUCGUCCCAGAGGUAGACGAAGGCGUGGUUAUCGCGGCGGUGGGCGUCCUAGUCGGCCGAAACUCGCGGGAUUCCACGAUCAAGGAUCGGAAGUAUCGCCCGGUGUCCUUCCCGACGGCACUCCGAAUGACGCUUUGAGUUCGUCGGCGCAGAAGAAGCGGAAAAAGCGAAAAAUGGUUUUGGGCUUGGAAAUAGGCAGAGAUAUUUCUCUGGAAUCGGAAACGCCCGCGGCGCAGGAUGAAACGCCUGUCAGACAAUCAAGGAGGAUAGCGCAAUUGAAAAUUAAGGAACAAGCAGACAGACGCAGAAUCGAGGAGGAAAGCAUGCGUGAGGUGGAGGAGAAAAAAGAAUCGGAAAAGAAGAAGAGGAAGAAGCAAAAGCCGGAAAGCGAGGAGGAGGAAAUUAUCAUAAAGGAAAUUGAGAAAGAGAAGAAAUCGAAAAAGAAACGUCGAAAGAGAAAGAAGAAAAAGAUGUUGGCUAAAUUCAACGAGUCGAACCCGUGGCAGAGUUCGUCCGGGUCCAGCAGCGACGAAGACAAUGAAAAUGAAGACGAGGAUGAGGAAGACGAGGACAUGGAGAGCGAAGGAUCCUUGCUGUUUAAAAGCGAUCACGAGUUUUCUCCGGAGAGCGAUCUCGAGAAGGAUCAGGAGUCCGAACCGUUAAGACGCGCUCGAACGGCGCAAAAAGCUCAAAGUGACGUUGAAGAAGCUGAGGAUGAAUAUGCUUGUCAAAAGUGUGGGAAAGCUGAUCAUCCCGAAUGGAUUUUAUUGUGCGACUCUUGCGACAAGGGAUGGCACUGCUCGUGUCUCAGGCCGGCUCUUAUGCUUAUACCUGAAGGCGAUUGGUUCUGCCCACCGUGCCAGCAUAAUCUGCUGGUGAAUAAACUACGGGAUACUUUGAAAACAUUCGAUCAGUUGACAAAGAGACACGAGAAUGAAGUGCUGCGGAAGAAACGAUUGGCCUUUGUCGGCAUCAGUUUGGAUAACGUGCUUCAUAAAGGCGAGGGGCAGCGCGGAUCGAAAGCGUCCAGUCAAGAAUCAGAUAACGAAUCCUCUGACUCCUCUUCGUCGGCCUCCAGUUCUGAAACAUCGAGCAGCGAGGAAAGCGAACCGGUUUAUCAACUGCGCGAACGUCGCUGCGCCAACACCUACAAAUUUAACGAAUACGAUGACAUGAUUAACGCCGCGAUUCAGGAUGAAGUUGAAGCGGUUCAAGGUGCCGGAAAUCAAGGAAGGGGCAAGGAUAUCGCAACGAUAGUUAAUGCGGAGAAGGAAGAGGCUGAGGCGGAAGCAUUAAAAAUGACGCAAUUAGAAGAAGACAAGGACGAUGUGGAAUCAAAACCAGAGAAAGAAAGUGAUGAAGAAUUUAAGAUUGAAAACGAGGAUGUGAUGGAUGAAAUGGAAGAGGAGCAAAAUACAGUUGCUAGGAAAUUGUUGGCACGUAAGAAACACCGAAAGCUAAACAGUCUUGAUAUAAGCAGUGAAGACGAUCCGGACAGUGACGAAGAUUUCAAAGGUACGAGUUCCGACGACGAGGAGGACUUUGACGAUCACAUUACAUCGUCUGAUGAUAGCACCUUUGCUGAUGUAAAACGACGCGGUAGGAAGGGCGAUUCACGUCCCGUUAGAAGAUCUACUAGAGCGCGUAUGACGAGAGCUUACGAUGAAGAUUUUAUUAAUGACGAUAGCGAUGAGAGUGAUCGGCCAAAGAGAAAGAAAUCGCGAUCGUGGGGAGACUCGGAUAGCGAAGACAGUGAUAACUCGUGGAGGCAACGAAAGAAAAAGAGUAGGACAAUACCAACGUCCAGAGUUAGGACAAUGCCGAAAACGAAGGGCAAGAAGAAGAAGAAGAGAAAACGUAUAAUUGAAUCCGACAAUCAGAGCGAGAACGAUGAAGAAGAUGAGCCGAAAAUCGAGGAGCAAUGCGAACCCAACUUGCAGGGCGUGGAUACUUCCGGACUGAAUGAAACGCUGGACGUUGACAAACAAGAAAAUUUUGAAAAUAACACAACCGAAAAUAAUGUCGAGGUAAAAGAUGAAAGAUUGCCGGAAGUAGCCUCAGAAGUUCCGAUUCCUCAGAUUCCACAGCAACCACAAGAACUGUUGCCGAUUCAGAAAAUCAAAAAGGAUAUUGUGCCUAAGCCGAAGAAAGCUAUGAGACGAAAGAUUAUUUACGGCGGUCUUCCCGAUGAGAACCGUCAAGAGGAGGAAGAAAUAUUAGGUAGGAGAACUCGAGGACGCAAGAUCAAUUAUCGAGAGGAAAUGGCAUCUGAUAGCGAAGAGGAAUUAAAAAAAGCGCUAAUGAUGAGAAAGGCUGGCGAAAGCGAAGAUGAAUUUGUAGUGAAUGAAGCCGACGAUAUGAAUGACGACGGUGAUAAGGAUUCUGAUUCAGGAGAUGUCUAUAUUCCCAAGAAGGAUGCGCUGAAGUUUAAAAACAAGUCACCGAAAGCAAAGAAGCCGCGCAAUGGCUCUGCGGGGAAACGCAAAUCGUUAUCGGACGACACACCGAAGCAAAGAAAGAAACCAGGACCGAAACCGGGAAGUAAGAACAAAGCGCGUAAGCAGAAGCUGCAAGAUGAUGAUGAUAUGCUCGGUAUGGACCAUCCUAUUGGCGAUUUAGCAUCUAAAAUGGACGAAAGUCUUCCGGACAACGUUGGAUUGACGGGCACGACGAUGUCGGUUGCGAGUUCAUUCACCGGAGAUGUUCCCGAAGGUUCGUUAACGGGACUCGGUGCCGGGGAAUUAGCCGAUUUGGACGAUGAGCAGCUGGAGCAGAUGAUGAUGGACGAGGAGUAUGGACGACGGCAGCUCGAGCUCGCGGCGAUCGAGAUAGCGAAGAAAAAGAAGAAGGAAGAACGGGAGGCCAAGAAAUUGGAAAAAGCGCGUUUGAAGGCUUUAGAAAUUCUGGCGGCGGAGAGACAGAGGGAUCCGAACGCGCCUGAGGGGACGGAUGGUGAGGUGCCCAAGAAGAAGAAACGCGGACGGCGCAGCAAGGCCGAGAUACUCGCCGAGCAGAUGCGCAGGGACGGUGCGCCGAAUCUAAGCAUCGCGUCACCGACUGUUAUCGGCAGCGUCGGCAUGCCGGACGGCGCCGGUAACAUGUCGCACAACAUGAAUCCCGCUGCCUUAUCGACGAGUCUGACACCGGAAACGGAUCGGGGCGAAGGGGGUCACAUGCCUCUCAUGACAGGACCGGACGGACAGCUUUUCAAUCCCGAUGGCACCCCGGUGAGACCGAAGCGACGGGGUCGUGGCAAGGGCAAGAAGACACUCGCAUUGGAAGCGGCUAGAGCGGCGGAGGCAGCGGCUAAGGCUGCGGCCGAGGUCGGCCUGAUGGCUGGCAUGGGCACGGAUUCCAAUCCGGAGAUGAAGAACGACCUCCCGAACGUUCUUCCCACGCCAGGAAGCAGCACGUCCGGCUCAGCGCCCUCCACACCACCGGCAAGCGCCGUCCCGACGCCGGGUCCGCCAUCGACACAGUCGCCGAACGCAGUUUAUCCGACGCUACCACCCGGUCAACAGUCUUCCGUCAUCACGAGGAUGCUGCAGUCGCAACCUGUAUCCAGCAGUCCGCAAUCGUUCACCGCGGCGGCAGCCGCGAUGGGUCACAAGUACUUCGGCGGACCCAACGUCGGCGGACAGAUGAUAGGUGGUCCGCGAACGGGUUACGAGAUGCAGCCGCGCGCCAGGAUUCCAUCACCGUACAGGCAGGCGGGCCAGUCGUCCAUGCCGCAUUUCGCUGCGGUCAGAUCGGGCACACCGCCAAUGCGGAUGCGAGUACCUGGUCCGCAAAUGUACCACACGCCGCACCAUCCAAUGGACCCGUCGCCAUCGGGCGGCGGACCGAUCUCCAUCAAUAAUAGGGAUCGCAGUUCGCCCCUGACGCCCGGCGGACCGGCGAUGAUUCCACCGUCGGCCGGUAGUCCACUGGCCAAGGGCGGUCCGACACCGCCACCUCCACCAUACGUGCGCGGUGGUCCGCCGAUGGCUAGAUUCGCCGAAAAUCCUAUGGGACCCAGGCACCAGAUGCCGCCAUUCACCAACGCCUCGCCUGUCAACCACAGCAUGCAGCAGCCUUCACCGCCUCCUAAUCGACAGCCCGGCAACUUCUCGCCGUAUCAUCCGCCUCCGCCACCCAACUAUCACUACGGUGCCUAUACAGCGCCCCCGCCGAUGUCUACGGCGGACGACGCAGCCGCUUACCAGGGCUCGCCGUAUCCCCUCGGAGCACUUCCUCCCUCCCCCGGGCGGAUACCUCAGCCGCCGAUUCAAGGUCCACCGCCGCCUCAGGGUCCACCGCAACAGUCGCAUCCGGGCGACGAAGAGGGCACCGGUGAAUUCGGCGGGCUGGUAUCUUACUUCAGCAGCCAGAGGGAGGACGAUCUUGAUUCGUAGCAUGAGUGAGAGCUUGGCCAACCCUGAAACGUUAGGUAGGGGGGGAAACGUGCUCAGGUAAGAUCGCAACUUUUGCUACGGAGGGACAUCGGUUAUGCAAAAGCAACAUGCAAGAUAAGUUUGGGAGAUUCGACUUUUCGAAGACAUUGUAUGUGCGAGCCUGCGUCACGAGAGAUAGAACCUAGAGUCUUCCUCUUCGACCUCUAAAGCAAAUAGUUGUCUUGUAGUUCUUGCACACUUCUUAUGACGAAGAACGCUGGUGGCAAAUCCAUGGUUGGCCAAGUAUAGAGCGAGCACAGAGAGAUAAAUCUGAGAGCGACGGGACGGAGCCUAUUUUCUAAGAGUUGUAAGUUUUUCUGUAAUUAGCUUAUAACUCGAUGAAUGAAUGUAAUCAAUAAUACUACGGCAGAAUUGCUUUUCGGACGGCGAGAUGAAAGAUUUGAUUAGAAACCGUUUUUCGCCAUUAUUUGUUACUGCAAUUCGCCAAUCGAACAAUUACGUUCAAAAAUUUUUAUACACAAAACUAAAAUAAAGUUAAAUUUGUCUUGCAACAUGUGUUCUGGAAA
Messenger RNA from Linepithema humile (Argentine ant), 13813 nucleotides. The record is from RefSeq and is a predicted model, not a curated record. NCBI's taxonomy places the organism in Eukaryota, Metazoa, Arthropoda, Insecta, Hymenoptera, Formicidae.